ACCAGAAAAUCGAGGGUUUUUACUUGGAAGAAAGAAAAAUUAAUUUGGUUUUGCUGAAAAGAAAAACCUUGCAACUGUUCUUGAUUGGAAAAUUCUAAAUGGCAGUUGCAAUGGAAGCUACUUUGAACGACACUAAUUCAUUGUCCGAACCAAAACCUUCGGUCAUAUACCGCUGCAAGAAAUGCCGUAGAAUUGUUGCAACAGAGGAGCUUAUUCUUCCCCAUAAACGUGGACAAGGACAAAAAUGCUUCAAAUGGAAAAAGAGAAAUGAUAAGUCGGAAGAUACGGGGGCAACUGAAUGCUCCUCUAUAUUCGUGGAGCCAAUGAAAUGGAUGCAAGCAGUGGAUGAGGGCUGCAUAGAGGACAAGCUUCAAUGCAUCGGUUGUAAAGCUCGAUUAGGUUCCUUCAAUUGGGCAGGCAUGCAGUGCAAUUGUGGCGCAUGGAUCAAUCCUGCCUUUCAGCUGCACAAAAGUCGUAUGGAUGAGUGCCAUGUUUAAGUUCCUCUUUACGGCAGUUUUGCCAUUUUACGUGUUGCAACAUAGUUAGGUCUGUCAUAACUAUGUGCUGGUUAAGGUUAAGGCAAUUUUGUAGAUGUUAAACGAGGAUGUCUGAUAAAAGUUUUUUUGGAACUCUUUCUCUGCAUUU
Molecule: messenger RNA, 645 nt
Organism: Erythranthe guttata (spotted monkey flower)
Lineage: Eukaryota; Viridiplantae; Streptophyta; Magnoliopsida; Lamiales; Phrymaceae
Product: dual specificity protein phosphatase-like protein
Biological process (GO): protein dephosphorylation
Molecular function (GO): protein tyrosine/serine/threonine phosphatase activity
Source: RefSeq, a predicted model, not a curated record